Hyposmocoma kahamanoa is the source of this 1695-nucleotide messenger RNA. RefSeq names its product prostaglandin E synthase 2 (gene Su(P)). Gene Ontology annotation, cellular component: mitochondrion. Gene Ontology annotation, molecular function: prostaglandin-E synthase activity. The transcript is spliced from 5 exons. The record is from RefSeq and is a predicted model, not a curated record. The coding region runs from base 159 to 1340 and encodes 393 amino acids. Lineage: Eukaryota; Metazoa; Arthropoda; Insecta; Lepidoptera; Cosmopterigidae.
UUUCCGUAAAUAAGUUCAGUUUCCCCGUUUUGCAGUGGCACAAACGCAAACCGCGAAGUGCCAGAAACAAAACAAAAAAAAAUAUUGCAAAAUAUUGGAAAAUUGCAAAAUUCAAAACUUCUUUUGUACCCUAAUGUAAAAGAUUGUAUCGCUGUAAAAUGUGGCGUCCUACAUUUACGAUACUGCGAAAAGUAAUAUUACCAUCUCUGAAAGAAAAUGUAAACAUUACUAAAAUUCUGUACUCAACAAAGGACCGGCGCCCAAAUUCGACAGCUAAAAUUACCUUGAUUAGUGCAAGUGUCGGUGUCCUUGUGGGGGCUGGCUAUGGCGGCUAUACACACUACAAAGUAAACGUUAAAAAACCCUACAUGAUCCCGGCACCAGGACAGAAUCAAGAAUACGCAUUUUUGAAAGAACCUCCCGAGUAUCAACCACAUUACAAGAUACUUAAUGAAGCAGACAAUAGUAAUCUCCACUUGGUGCUGUUCCAAUUCAGAACUUGCCCAUUCUGUUGCAAAGUAAGGGCAUACUUGGACUCGCGAGGUAUCAGCUAUGAGAUAGUCGAGGUGGACGCUGUGCUGCGCCAGGCCAUCAAGUGGUCCGGGUAUAAGAAGGUGCCAAUACUGCUAGCGAAGGUUGAUGGUGGAUAUCAGCAAAUGUUAGACAGUACAGCUAUAAUAUCAGUGCUGGAGACAUACAUGCGAGACAAGAGUGUGCCGCUGACUGAAAUCGUCAAGUUCUAUCCAGUCAAUCAGUUCCCUGCUGAUGAUGGGAAGCCAGUUUCCGAGGUUGCAAAUAGAUACUUUGUCAUGCACAACGCACCAGUGCCAGAUCAAAAAGAAGCAAAAGCGGAAGCCGAGGAGCGUGAAUGGCGACUAUGGGCAGACAAAGUCCUCGUUCAUACAUUAUCGCCCAACGUGUACCGUACCAUGUUCGAAGCCUUAGAAACCUUCAAGUGGUUUGAAGAAGCUGGAGGAUGGCGGAAUUCUUUCCCUGCCUGGGAAUGCGCUCUGAUGGUCUACGGCGGUGCUGCGGCUAUGUGGAUAAUUGCUAAAAGGCUUAAAGCUAGACACCAUAUUGAAGAUGCGCGUCAGGCAUUGUACGACGCGGCGAAUAAGUGGAUGAAGGCUGUCCAACAGAAAGGCACACCAUUUUUAGGAGGAGAGCAGCCGAAUCUUGCCGACAUCACUGUAUACGGAGUCCUGAGCAGCAUCGAAGGGUGCACGGCCUUCCAAGAUUUAAGAAACCACACCAAGAUUGGCAAAUGGUUCGACGAAAUGAGUAACAUGAUACAACAGAAACGGGGCCGAGUUCUGGCCGUUAAUGCCAUUAACAACUGAUUUUCAGCGAGAUUUUUUAUGUUCAGUACGGAUAGUUUAUUGCCCUGGACACUGAAGUAAUUUUAAUUAAUUUAUAACAGUACUUAAACAAUAUGCAAUGUGAUAUAAAUCAAAAGGAAUAUCUAAGCUAUAUGGUCAAUUGUAAUGUGUCAUUUCCAAUCUCGUCCACGGAAACUAUAAAGUCGUUGUAGAAAUAUUGUAGGUUAGCUAAUUGUAACGUUGUUCACUUUGUUUGUUGUAAUUUUAUGAUACUCAAGCUUGAAGUACCACGAGUCAUAAUGUUUUAGAGUAUUCUCAUAGAGUAUUAAAAUAUUGUGAUUACUGUUUAUGAAUAAUGAAAUUAGACGCUAUUAUG